UGCUGACAUGCUUUUCAAAAAAAGAAACAGCUUAAAAAUACACAUUUGGACUCUGUAAAGAAGACCGAUAUGGCCAUGUAUACGAAAAGCAGAGGGAAAAUGGUCCCUCUGGAAGAAGAUCACUUGACGUCAGUAACUUCAAAUCAGUUCCUCGGCGCAUUUGCGCCAUUUCCGCGUUUCGCUUGGAUUCAUCCAAACGCACCGAGGGACAGCUAUGAUAUGGUGUGCAAAAUUGUCUGGAGCAAAGCUACCCAGGUGAAACCGGGAAGAGGUCAAAGUUCACUGGAAAUCCAAGCUAGUAAAGACGACACUCCUUCAGUCAUAAUGUCAAGUGACAGGGCUGAGAAGCAGCAAGAAGACACAGAUGAUUACACGCACUAUGAGGAGGACAAGAAGCAAUACCACACUGACUUCACCCUUCCUUGUCCUUAUCUCUCGGGCCGCAGACAUCACGGCCUAUCCAACCCCGCACGGGUGCUGAGCCCUGUGCUGGAAGUGGAGAUGAGGCAAAUUAAGGAAGAGGCGGGUGGAAAAAUAAAGUCGUAUUUUCCAUUGUUUUUGAUUUCGCAGUCCUGUCGGGAGAGGGAUGUGCAAGAUAAACAAAGGAGUGUUGAAAACUCUCUUCAGAAGAUGCAGGUCUCUCAAUCCAGCAGAACAGGCACACAGAGCUCAGUACCUGCACCUCAACAUCUGGUGACAAAUCCUGUCUGCUUUGAAGGCCACACCCCACACCUGCCAGACAGAGAAGGUUCUCUACACCCUUCUAAACUACCCGGGGAUGAAUGUGGAAGCAAGAAAGAGCAGAAUGCAAGUAGGGGCUCAGACAGCUACUCUAGUGAUGAGAGUGAUGCUGUUAGUCUACCGGGGGUGCAAAGUUGUGCCAGCGACAGCAGCAAUAAUGACUCAGUGGUUAGUGCAAAAGUGGUGAAGAAAAAGGAAAUUCCAAGCUCAUCUGUUGAGCUAAGCUGCGACAAUGAGCAGGAUUCCUUUUUUACAGCUGAUGAAGACUUUCCUGCUCUCACCACCAUCAACGCUGGCAUUCCGCUAUCUCUCACAGGGCCUCCAGCCUUGGGGAAGAUAAAAAGCCAGUGGGAGAUUCCCCUUUCAUUCCACCCACAUGACAUACCCACUGUCACGUUGGCAAGUGGCGUGAAUGACCCUGUGCAGGCUCCCAUCCAAGGCAAACCAGAAGCACCUGAGGCAAACUCAAAAACCAAAGCACCUCUUCCAGUGCAGGAAGAGGCUUAUGACCUCUUGGCUGACUUCCCAGCCCUCCAACCCCCAAAGAACCCUUUAGCGCUUGGUGGAUUGCGUCAGAGGAAUCCCAAGACCAACGAUGCAAAGGGGAAAGGAGUUCUCAUUUCUACUCCAAGCCACUGCCAAAGCUGUAGGGGUUCCCAUGAGAGGAGAUUGGAAAAUUCGCCCCACGAGGUCUCCUCCAUCUGUGCAGGAGAUCAGAAAUCUGUGCUGGACCUUCAAACAUUUGGCACAGUCCGCCAUCGCAACUCUCCCACCAUCAGCUGUGAGCAACGGAAGGCCAACAAGCAGCCGCCGCCUAGAGUUGCAGGUGCAGAUGGCGUGGGUGUCAGUGCCAGGUCCUGGGCUAAUGCUGCCAAGGCAGGCAUGAAGCAAGCAGCUGCCCCUCAGGAGAAAGCCAGACCUGCUACCUUUCAGCAGAUAGUUACCAUUAACAAAGCCAAAGCUGAAUAUGGUGCUACUCCAAAAAUCAACAAGAAAGCAACAGUUUUCCAUCCAGGAUCAAAUCAGAAGGUGAUAACCUUGAAACAGUGCUGCUUUCACCCCUGCAACCAAAUCCACUUUGUCAGAUUUUGCAACCCUCCUGGCUAUCAGCAUUUUGGAGUCCAGCCGCAUCAAGCCAACUAUCCUCCAGGAUUCAGUUUUCCUUUCCAACAGGCCACGGGUGUCCCUCCUGAAAGUGGCCGUGUGAAAUGGCAGCCGUGGUGACACAGUUUUCUUUUCUUUUUCUUUUGUUUGUCUUCACCCAUGACAGUUCUGGUCUGUAUAAAAAUGCACUAACCUCA
Messenger RNA from Maylandia zebra (zebra mbuna), 2042 nucleotides. RefSeq lists its product as uncharacterized. Lineage: Eukaryota; Metazoa; Chordata; Actinopteri; Cichliformes; Cichlidae. The record is from RefSeq and is a predicted model, not a curated record.